AUGAAUCCGCGAGCUGCGCUGGGGCUGUCCUCUGUGGCAAGCCCCAGAUCUCAGCUCUACCGCUUGUCGCCCGCAGUGUCCCCCCAACCCCCGUUCGCCUUGUCCCAUAGUGGGCAGCCACGGUCGGCUCCGAGCUUGGCCCCGGUGCCUGCGGCAGGUGCGGCAGCUCACCCCCAAAGCCUGCCCUUAUGCCCCGGCUCCUCUGCCCUGUCUGUUGUCAGCCCCCACCGGUUGCCAUGCGGCCCCCAGACCUGCCCGCGGCUCCCCUCACACGACGAGUCCUUGGGCACGGCUGGACUCCUUUACUCCAUUCCCAGCUGCCCUUCAUCUGUGGUCGCCCCCAGACCCUUCUCAGAGACUUGGAGCUCCAUCUGGUCCGGACUAACCCCUUGGGGUACUAAAAAACACAAGAAGCAGACUCCCCAGUUCUCCCAAGUAUACGCUGGGAAAAGUUUCUGGGGUCCCUGCGGCCCCUUUCCACCCCAUCGGCGCGACUCUAACUCACCGACCCCCGCGGCCUCGCAGCGCCGACGCUCCCGCUGGCCCGCGGCCCGAGUCACAUCUCCGCAGCGCGGCAGCGGCCCCCGCCCCGCGCGCGCCCGCCUGCCGGCCCGGCCUCACUGCAUCACGGUGGAAAGCCGCCGCCGCGCGAGGCGCCCCCUGGCCCGGCUGCCGCCGCUGCAGCCGCCGCGCCCCGCCCCCGCCCCCUCCAGUCCCGCCCCCGCUCCGGCCGACGGAGCGUUUGGCGCAGAGCUAAUUGCGCGCACUCACAGCCUCUGGUUCCUAGUUUCCGGCCCGAAGCCCUGGGAAGAUCCCGCUCCCGUGUCCCAGUUUCGGGGACACUCCCACCACAUCGACAGUGCUCCCACAAGCAGUCCAGACCCUCUGGACGCACCCCCAGAUUGA
This is a messenger RNA of Manis javanica (Malayan pangolin), 906 nucleotides long. The record is from RefSeq and is a predicted model, not a curated record. NCBI's taxonomy places the organism in Eukaryota, Metazoa, Chordata, Mammalia, Pholidota, Manidae.